GACGUUUCCCAUAAAAAAGUCACAAAAUGAAAAAUUAUAGCAAAAUCUAAAACGUAAAGCAUUAUUUUUAUUUGUCUUUAUUAUAAACUAAUAGUUGGAUUAAGAAUUAAUUGGAUAGUAUAAAGCAGUAAUAAAGCUUUAUGAAAAUAUAAAAUGGGUGGUAAAGUCAAGCAGAGUCAAAGGACUAAAAACAAUGUCAGGCCUUCAAGUAGUGGUCGCAGUGCGGAGUUGCUGAGCAGUGGGGGGCUGGGCCCGGCGCCGGUGCUGGCCUCAGGGCUGGCCUCGGCGGUGACGGGCAAGCCGCUGCCCGCGCUGUUCCCCACGCUCGCCGCCGCCUCCACCGACCACUACCUCAACACCGACUUCAUGUUGUGCAUCAAGAAAUUAAACAAGAAAGAUCCCAUUACUAAAACUAAGGCUCUGCAGGAGCUGACAGAUCUGGUGAACAAGAACACCAGUGAAGAGGCGGUGGCUUUGCUACCAUUCUGGACGAGGCUGUACCGCACCCUGUCUACGGACCCCGACCACAAGGUGCGGGAGGUCACACAGGUGUGCCACGGCGCCAUAGCGGCGCGGUGCGGGCGCGCGCUGGGCGGCUCGCUGCGGGCGCUGCUGCCGCCCUGGCUGCACGCGCAGCACGACACCGCGCCCGCCGCCGCCGCCGCCGCCGAGCAGGCGCUGCGAAACACCUUCCCCGAGAAGAAGUUGCCAGAAGUGAUAUCUUUCUGCAAGGCCGAAGUGGUGGCGUAUAUACUUGAAAAUCUCAUCGGAAACACAGAGGCGUCAUUGCAAAACAAGGGCGACUCAGCGGAGCAGGUGGCGGUGCACUACGAGCGCAUCGUGAUCGCCUCCCUUCAAGGAUUGCAGGUGCUGUCUAUCCGACUGCCGCGCGCGCACGACGCGUGGCUGUGGGCCGAGCUGCGCCCGCUGUUAGACGCGGGGAAGUUCUGGAAGCUUCCAGCGGGCAACAGCGCACAGAUACGAGCGUCAUUCUUCUCUGCCCUGGGCUGCAUCCUGGAGCGGUUCCCGUCCGAGUUCGGCGCCUCCCACGGCAAGAGGACACUGCGACUGUUACUGCAGGCCAGCAGGGAGCGCGCGCCGUGGACCUGCUUGCUGCAGCUCAUGCACCACGCAGAGAAUUGGCAGCAGUGGUUAGAUGACAAAAACCUUCUCACCAAAAGAAUAUUUGAAAUAUUAGAAAACGGUGGGUGGGGAGACGCGAAGAAUCUAUCGACCAUGAUCCUGCCGCUACUAGCGAACCUACCGGCGGAUUUGAGAACUCAACAGUUCUAUGAAAAGUUCUUCAAUGCACUAUUCAUUGGGUUAAGCAAGAAAGCAAUCUUCAGUUCUAAAAGCGAAAGACAAUCGUGGAUCACAAGUAUAGCGGAGUGUCUACGAUACGUGUCCAUACAAGACGAAAGCUUCUCGCUGGAAGUCACUACGUCUGUACACAGAACAUGGCUAGAGAAAAUAUUGUCUACAGCUAAUGAUACCCAACUGCGAUCACAUUUGAUCAAAUAUUCGGUUGCCUCAAUGGUUUCAAUAAUCAAAUAUUGGCUCAAACAGUCCAAGGAAGAUGGCGGAGAGAAAUACGAUCAGCUCGUGAGAAACUUCUGGCAAAACGUUGGAUCGAUGGUGUUGGGACAAAUCGACAAACUGUCGACGGAUCACGAAGAAAUCGCGCACUUGAUAGAGGGACACAUACUACUCAUGCAAGCGUUGAAAACCUCCUUCGUACAGGAACCUAAGAAGAAGCAAAGCAUCAAGUUUGAUAUCGACACAACUGACGGGCCAAAGGACGAAGAAACUACGGAAGUGUGCGACAUAUCCAGCCUAGAACGAUACUCGCACAACCUCAACGAAACCGCCUACAGAAUAUGUGCCAAUUACCUCGAGUUUGCGGAGAGUAAGCAAGUCAGCGAGGCGGUGAUAACCCCGCUACUGACACUUAUUAGAGAGUUUGACAGUAAACAGCUGUUUUUGGCUGUCGCAAGGCAUUUAUCCGCGAGUGAAGAGGCGAGCGUGUUCGGAUUAUACGAUGGCAAGUUGCGUGUGUGGUUGUCUGGAGACACCAUGCGUUGUGGUGCAGUGGUGGACGUCGUGUUUGUGUUGCUCAAACAUCUGUCUGAAGACGAACAGGAUCGCUUAUUGGCUAGUUUUAAACAGUUCCCGCCAUCAGUGGUGGAAUCCUGCGUGUCAAUCUGCGUGAGUCACCCGCACAACACCCUCGCCUCAGUCAAGCGCUUCCUUCACUCGCGACUCGCGGAGGAGUCACUUGUAGCGGCGACCCGGCGGCUGCUGGCGGGCGACUCGCGCGCGAGGGGGCUGCUGUUGGCGGCGCUACAUGCCGGGGAUGAUUCACAGAUGCUGAUCUCCGCGUCCGCCAUCUCUUCCAUCCUCUCCCUCUUCACGUCAACCCUCGACCCGGCACUGCCGACACUACAGCAGUGCGCCUCCGUAGCCGCCUUGGUUCUAAGCGCCGUGUUGGCUGAUGCGACGGGUGUGGAGUACAGGCCGCUCAUGUGCAAGCUGUUCUAUUUGAAUCUGGCUAUUAAGCUAGGCGACGGCCGCCUGGGCGCGGACUCGUGGCGCGAGGCGCGCGCGGCGUGGCUGGACGGGCUGGCCGCGCUAUCACCUGCUGAGGCAGAAGGCUUCGUGGAAGAAGCAAGAGGGAUAGUGCAUAGAUGUCGCGCUGACUUGUCUAGGAGGCGUGGACUCGUGGAGUCGGCGUGGCUGGACGGGCUGGCCGCGCUGCCACCCGCUGACGCUGAGGGCUUCGUGGACGAGGCCAGGGGGAUAGUGCAUAGAUGUCGCGCUGACUUGAAAAAGAAACUCAACUUGUUGAAGAUCGAGCACAUGGCAUCCUUGUGUCCGCACCUCAUCAGGAACCUCGAGGAGUUGGACCCGAAAGAGAACAUCGAACAAAUAGUCACGUUCACCAAACAACUGUUCGAAUUCCCACCAGAACCCGACCACACGCCCGUAGAAUUCUACGCCUUGCGCCUCGACUGCAUAAAGGGCAAUUUGCAAUGUCCCUUCGACGACGAUAACGAUAUAAUUAAAAAAGUAAUCGACGAAUCAUCACAGAAUACCUCAGAGGAGUUGAGCAAAGAGGUCCUUUUGUCACAUGUGAAUAAGGUUUUAUUCCGCGCGUUUUAUCUAAAGACGCUUAUGUUGAGGAAAGUCGGUGGUGAAGAUGAUGAUGAUGAUGAUGAAGAGACAGGCGGUGAAGUGUGGUGUGAUGCUUUAUUGGAUGAUGAGUACAUGUCGCAACAGUUUGCUACUCUGUUGUAUGAUCGAGCUGUGUUGGAGACGCUGAAAGAAGGAUAUGCUUUCUGGCCAGACUACGAGACAAUAACCAGCGCCCUCUCGCGUCUAAACCUGCUAAUAGACGACGUGAUCGCUGCGACAUCUGUUGACGCGAGGCAGCGACAGUGGCGCCGCCUGCGCGCCACCGCGGCCGCAGACGGGUACUACUGGGCGUAUGCUGCUAGGUACUACUCCGUGAAGUGUUCCAUUGAAGAAGAAACCCAAGAGUCGGACAAUCUCGAGAACACCGUCGAGGGGCUUUCGGGCAACGGAUUCUUCCACUCCCUGCAGGCUGCCACAAAAUCCCUCCCCACUGACGACGACGACUCAAUCCUCCGAGCCAAGUUCCUGCUCAUGGUGCGAGCAAUAUUCCUCGCGCAUGCGCACGACGCCGCUGUGUUGGACGCCACGUGGAUGAGCGAGCUGGCACGAUGUCGGAGCGAGAUAGAGGAUAACCAGCCGGGAGGGGGGCUGGAUGUGGUGGUGAAUCUGUAUUAUAGACAUAACGGGGUUAUGCUGUAUGAGACCCCGCUCCACCUCGCCCCCUGGCGGCAAGUCCUCAGCAACUCUGCCAUCGUAGACUACCUAACAGAACUGGUGUCGCGCCGCGGCUGGGGGCUGCCCGCGCCGCACUGGGACUUCGCUACUAUUACACUGUGUUCCGUUGUGAAUUCUGUGGAGAAGAGCAAGGAGCUUUGGGGGAGUCCUAAGGUAUCCCUCCUAACCACUUCAAUCCUGCGUCUCUACACCACCAUAUCGUCCUUCAUCACGGCCGUGCCCGCCACCUCAUUACAGCGGCAGCCGAGUGCCCACGUCGCUCACUUGCCUAGUGAAUGGGCGGAUAUAUUCGCUCCGGAUGUCACGGUCAACUUGUAUAGUUUGCUGACGCAUGUUCUGGACUCUGCCCCCACAACUCCCAUCACCUCCACCCACAUCCCUCCCCUCUCCCUGCUCUCCCUCUCCCCCCCGCCCCACGCCUCCCUCCCCGCCCCGUACCGCGCGGGGGUAUACGCGUUACGCCCUCUAGUGGACAAGUGUACGCGCGUGUUGGAAGCCCCGACGCACCACGCGUAUAAGUAUGCGGCGUAUUAUGUGUUAAGGAUGUUGGAGAAGCCGCUCGUGUUGGAUGAUGCUGACCGCCUCCUCCAGUGGAGUGCCUCAGAUUCGGCGGAGGCCUCCCCCUCCCACUCCCCCGCCCCCCCCGCGGCCCCCCGCCCCGACUUCAACCCCACGCUGUUGUUGGAUGCCAUGACCAGACUGCAGGGGUUGGUCGAUGCGGCUCUUGGGGCUGUGAAAGUGGGCGAGGAGUCGUGCGUGGUGGUGCCGUGGUCGGACAGCUACAGCCUGUGCCUCGGCGCGCUGCUGCUGGGACAGCUCGCGGGCCGCGGCGCCGCGCUCGCCAGGGACGACCUCGUGCACCAGUACAUCAGUAUCUACAGCUACAGCCUGUGCCUCGGCGCGCUGCUGCUGGGACAGCUCGCGGGCCGCGGCGCCGCGCUCGCCAGGGACGACCUCGUGCACCAGUACAUCAGUAUCUACAGCUACAGCCUGUGCCUCGGCGCGCUGCUGCUGGGACAGCUCGCGGGCCGCGGCGCCGCGCUCGCCAGGGACGACCUCGUGCACCAGUACAUCAGUAUCUACAGCUACAGCCUGUGCCUCGGCGCGCUGCUGCUGGGACAGCUCGCGGGCCGCGGCGCCGCGCUCGCCAGGGACGACCUCGUGCACCAGUACAUCAGUAUCUACAGACAGCUACAGCCUGUGCCUCGGCGCGCUGCUGCUGGGACAGCUCGCGGGCCGCGGCGCCGCGCUCGCCAGGGACGACCUCGUGCACCAGUACAUCAGUAUCUACAGGUAACUACAGCUACAGCUACAGGUAACUACGGCUACAGCCUGUGCCUCGGCGCGCUGCUGCUGGGACAGCUCGCGGGCCGCGGCGCCGCGCUCGCCAGGGACGACCUCGUGCACCAGUACAUCAGUAUCUACAGAGACAGCAAGUUCGCCGAGAUGGCUCUCUCCAACAGCAUGCGCCUUCUCCCCGAGGCGGCGCUGGCGCGGGACGCCGCGCGCGACCCGGCGCGGGACGCCCUGCCGCCGGAUGUGCUGCAGAUGUUUCUUACAGAGCAUGAGUGCAGAUUUGAGGAACCGCCAUCCCCCUCGCACCUAAGCUCUCUCUCUUGCCGGGUAUUCUACUUAGCCUUCUCCGGGCUAACAUCGGGGGCGGCGCGCGGCUGGGCGGGCGGCCUGCCGGGGCGCGCCGCCCCCGCCCUGGCGCGGCUGGUGCGACUGGCGGUCACGCCUAGUGUGGUGAAGAAGCAGCUGAUGAAUGUGCAGAAGCAUGCGGAUAGCUUGGAUGAGACUGAGAUCUCAAUCCUAUGGUCCUCCAACGAGGUGCUAGUCCGGCACCUGUUGGACGAGCGGCCCGUGGAGCUGGCGGUCCGGCUGGCGCGGGACCACCCCCUCUCCCCCCCGCAGCUCACCACCAGCGGGGGGCCCGCGCACAACACGCAGUGGGUCACCGUGUAUCUGGCUUAUCAGACAAAAGGCCCUUAUAUCCGGCACCUGUUGGACGAGCGGCCCGUGGAGCUGGCGGUCCGGCUGGCGCGGGACCAUCCCCUCUCCCCCCCGCAGCUCACCACCAGCGGAGGGCCCGCGCACAACACGCAGUGGGUCACCGUGUAUCUCGCUUAUCAGAACGGCCGUGUCUUCGACGCGAUCCGCAUGUGGACGGAAGCGCUCGAACGCAAGGUGUCCGCCGCCCCCGUCUGCUACAUCUGCUACUGCCGCCUGCACCCGGCCUGCGGGCAGCUGCCGCGCCUCACGUGCCACCAGUGCAACAACAAGUUCCACACUGACUGCAUCCACAAGUGGUUCGCGAGCAGUCACAAGUCGAACUGUCCGCUGUGCCGCUCCACCUUCUGAUGCGAGCCCCCGCCCCCGCCGCGCGCCCCCGACCUCUUACUGCAGCUACCUACUUAGCUAUAGACAUUGUUACAUUUUAAUUGGACGACUAAUGAAGGUCCUAUAUCGGAUAGCAUUCUUGACGACAUCGUUGUCUGUAGAUGGUGUUUCAGAUAAACUGAACUAUCUUUCAAAGUGACCCUGUAUAAAUUUCGAAGCUCGUGUUACUCGUGUACAACCAAAAAAUUCAAAAUCUCUUUACAGAAAUUGCUACGUAAUUCAUUUUGGGGUUAAUUUCAAAAUAAUGUACUAAUGUGCCUGAAAUGAAAAAAGCUAUUGAAAUGUUUAAUAAUUGUUAGUUAUUUCCUGUUGUAUAGGUUUUAGUUGUAGUGUGGCUAGCUAUGGCGUGAGUGUUAGGUAACGACUGUAAAUAAAAUGUUAUUCUUGGAGAAUUCUAAAUAUUCAAAGUUAGAUAUUUAGAAUUUUAUGAUCAUACAAUGCAUUGCAAGCAAAGUUAUAGAUUGAGAAAUUUCAUUCAUUUUGAUAUUAUUAAGUAAUUACGUCAAAUAAACUGUACUUUGUACCUUACAUACAUGGAAAGAAACUCUAUAAAGCAAUAAUUAUGUAAAUAUUGUGGAUUGUGGAUUACUAGACUGUAUAGGAAUAGAGAAAGUAUAAAUUUUUCAAUCUUAUUUGCCAAUGUUUCCGUAGAGUAUAGAAGGUUGCAUAAUAUUUUGCAUCUUAAUAAAAAUUGUUAAAUUUA
Molecule: messenger RNA, 6970 nt
Organism: Plutella xylostella (diamondback moth)
Lineage: Eukaryota; Metazoa; Arthropoda; Insecta; Lepidoptera; Plutellidae
Source: RefSeq, a predicted model, not a curated record